This is a messenger RNA of Phymastichus coffea, 1829 nucleotides long. Its product is annotated as traB domain-containing protein. NCBI's taxonomy places the organism in Eukaryota, Metazoa, Arthropoda, Insecta, Hymenoptera, Eulophidae. The record is from RefSeq and is a predicted model, not a curated record. Bases 516 to 1829 code for a protein of 437 amino acids. The transcript is spliced from 6 exons.
AGUCGUGGCAUCUUCUUUUCAUUCCACGCAGUCUGCAGUUCCCUACAUCUAACCUGUCCUAUAUAUUAUAUUUUCAUUCUCUUUUCAAAAGCUCCCUUUGGACGUGAAAAUCAUACAAAAUGAAGUUCAUUUGAAUGAUCUUUGUCCACCUUUUUUUUUUAUUUUCCUUAUUUUUUUAAUUUUAAUUGUGAUGUAUUAAAAUUAAAAAACAUAAAGUAUUUAUUUAACUUAUUGGUCCUGUUCUUAUUUAGGUACGUAUGUAAAUAUGUACGUCCAGUGUAAAUAUUAUUUAGAAUAAUUUACAAAUUAAGAUUCGAAAUAGAACAGUUUGAGUUCUUUUGAAACUUGAUUUUUAAGGUUAUGUAAUUUUGACAAUAUGGAAACUUGUAGUAUUUUAGUAGGUCAAUCAUGGAUCAAUCCAUAGUUUUUCACUAAACUUAUAUUGAAUUCAAUGAAAUUUCAUUAGUUUUAAAUUAGAUAUAAUUGGUAAAUAUGAAUGUGUAAAUACUGAUACGAUGUUUAAUUUUAAACAGAUAAAAAUGGAAGACAAGAAUUUUUUUUAUGAAGCUCCCAAAAAAGAGUUAAAAAUCGCCACAACAGAUUUUAUAAAUAAUGAGACUGGUAUAAAUAGCGUCACUAUUGACAUUCCUAUACCUGAACCUGUGAAAUUAGGACCCUCUACAGAAAACUAUGGAUCUACACGUAAAAGUGAACACCAUGAACAAAAGAAUCAUAAAACUUCCGAUAGUACAGCUGUAAUUGUUGAUAAUAUAGAUAAUUCCAAGAAUAUAAACUCAAGAGAACAUUAUGAUAUCAAAGAGAACAAUAGUAAUACUCAUCCAUCGAGUGAUAUGUCAAUAAUAAAAGAACCUGAUUCAAACAUAGAUAAUAAUCUGCCAGAAACUGUUACAUUGUUAAGAACUCCAGAUGGUGGUAAAUGUUAUCUAGUGGGCACUGCACACUUUAGUGUUGAAAGUCAAAAUGAUGUAGCAAAAAUAAUUCAGGCUGUACAACCCCAUACAGUUUUGGUAGAGCUAUGUCUAAGUAGAAUCCAUGUUCUUCAAUUAGAUGAAGAAACUAUUUUGCAAGAAGCUAAAAAUCUAACUCUAAGUAAGAUGAUGGAUGUAAUAAAGACAAAUGGAAUCUACAAGGGUAUGUUCUUUGUAUUGUUUCUGAGUAUGUCAGCUCAUUUAACAAAAGUACUAGGAUUAGCACCAGGAGGUGAAUUUAGAACUGCCUUCAAAGAGGCAAAAAAGAUCCCAAACUGUAUAGUACAUUUGGGUGACCGUCCAAUCCAGAUAACAAUAGCUCGUGCUCUUCGUUCCCUAACAUGGUGGCAAUCGAUCAAGCUCACAUGGAAUCUCUUGAGAGAAAAAGAUACAAUUACGCUGAAAGACGUCGAAAAGUAUAAAUCACGUGAUACGAUCGAGGGUAUGAUGGCAGAACUUGCUGGAGAGUACCCUGCUCUGAAAGAGGUGUUCGUCAAGGAACGUGACCUAUUCUUAACCCACUCGCUUCAGCAGGUUUGCAGAACAAGAAUCGGACCUAAUGGUGAAGCUAUUCCAACCAGAGCUGUUGGCGUUGUUGGGAUUGGACAUACCUUUGGCAUUAUAGAAAAUUGGGGGAAAGUUGAGCGAAAACAAAUCGUUCCGAUCAUGAGCAUACCACCACCUUCGCUUUCAAGCAAAGUAUUAAAAUUCACGGGUAAAGCAACUCUGAUUGGUGCGGUAAUCUACAUAGGUUAUCGCUUUAUACCGAUGUCAACGAAUCUUCUAGCAACAUUAAAGUCCUCGGUGGAGGGACUGAUCGAGGUCAGUAUCCGCAAGUAG